AUGUCAGAUCCCCCGCCUGUCCCUCCUUCCAUCACACAGUUUCCGGAUGUCAUGUUUGAAGUUGACCAACAGACAAUCAGCUGCUCGGUGACAGGAGGAAAUCCUCUAGCUACGAUCACGUGGUUCUGUCCUGGCACUGGAUCAGCAUCAGUCAGUGACAGUGGUCAGACAAGGACAUCUACUCUCUCCUUUACAGUCAGCAGGAGUCAACAUGGUCAACAGUGUCAGUGUCUGGGGGCGUGGCAGUAUGGAGGAUACAACUACACUGAUGUCAGGACAUUCAACGUCAGCUGUCCCUCAAACCCGGAACCGCUCAAAGCCGACUGUAACAUGACAGGUGUAAUAAUAGGAGCCACAAUAGGAACCCUACUUGUUACUUUGCUGAUUGAAGGAUUAGUUCUAACGGUUCUCUACAGGAACGGGUUUAGGUUUGGAAACAUUUUCAAAGGAACUGAUUCACCAAAAAGCACCAGAAAUCCUGAAACUGAAGAAAUGGAAAACACAGCAGGAUAUUCAUCCCUUGAUCACAUCAACAGUCCAGCUCAGUCCCCAACCAUGGAUACAGAGGGUUCGGAAAGACAACAUUACACACAGCUGAAGGUGUAUGAGAAUACAAACGUUGAGGCCAAAGCUGAGGCAAGUAACUACGAAGACAUGACAGAGACGCCUCCUGCGCCAUACGAGUCCAUCAGCGAAUCUCCAUACCAGAACAGCGGCUCUCAACCUUGAGAUCUUCACUUUGGGAAUGCGUGGAAAAAGACAUCUGACACUUGGAUGGAUAUGACUGCUUAAACUUCCUUUUGUCCAAAGUGAAGGACACCUUAUAAUGUGUUUUGCUCUAUAACAGAUGAGUUUAUGGGAGGAGAUGAAACAAUGAAGGAUUGAACCAACAUCCAAUCCCAAUGCGAGCGAUCUUAACUUACUUUAAUCGAAUAGAUUGUAAUAUUAAAACACAAAACAUAGCAAUAUCUUAUGUCACAUGACAUUGGAAUCUGACUGGUUGACACUAACUUUCUUGCACAACCUUGUGUUCAUGUUGAGGGAAUACCUUAUAAUGUUUAUUACGUGUGUUAAAUCUGUAACAUAUGAGUUCAUGUGAGGAAUAUCAUCCAGCAAGACAUAUUGACCCAAUAUCGCAUUUGCUUCAGCUUGUUAAACAUCUAAAUGUAAGUACAGUUACCUUACCGAGGCUCGUGAGGUUCUAACAUCCAUUGUGUAUGGCCUAUCUUGUAGGAAAUCCUGUCAGACAGCUGGCAUAGCCCACCCAAAGGAACAUAGCAUAGUAUAGCAUAGGAACAAGUCAAUCACACCGCGCAGCCAUCUGACGGGAACCGCUCUCACUGUAAGGAAACAUACACACGGCUUUAUGUUGUACAUACUCAACCACAUUUGAGGAACUUAUGCUGGACAUAAAUAGCUACGUUGAUAUGUCGUCUGUUUGUAUCACACUUUUCUCGCAAUGAAUAUCGUGUUGAUAGAAAAUAAAGUUUGUUUUCACGCUGAA
Molecule: messenger RNA, 1504 nt
Organism: Haliotis rubra (blacklip abalone)
Lineage: Eukaryota; Metazoa; Mollusca; Gastropoda; Lepetellida; Haliotidae
Exons: 8
Coding region: 1-729 (242 amino acids)
Source: RefSeq, a predicted model, not a curated record